Messenger RNA from Penicillium egyptiacum, 2724 nucleotides. Lineage: Eukaryota; Fungi; Ascomycota; Eurotiomycetes; Eurotiales; Aspergillaceae. The record is from the annotation of a GenBank genome assembly.
AUGUAUCCUCAUUCAAACCCAGCUCGCCCUCGUGACGAGCUGUACACGACCAAAGAUUUGAGUAGUAAAGACGCUUCACAAGAGCAGCCGAUUCCUGCUUCGCUCGGAGGGCGACCUCCUCCUCCCCCUCUUGAUGGUACAUCUUACAUUCCGAAUGCCAGAACGAAGGAAGAAAAUCAAAACAACCAAGAUUACUCAUUCAACCUGAUGCUGUUAGAACAGCAGAACGUCGCCCGACGAAACGCCGCGAUGGCUGCGUCACAGGCCAGUGGAUACCAAAGGCCACUCGAUCCUAACAUCCCUGUCCGUCCUUUCGGGCCAUCGGUAGUCAGUAACCAAAACAUGCCUGGCCCUUUAACGCCGGGUCGUUCUGUUGCUUAUCAAUAUCCCCGAAGCCCAGUGUAUCCCCAAGCCCAUAUCGAUGCCACUUACAGAAUGCAACGGAUUUCGAGUCCACAGUUUGUGAACUCAUACGAUAUGAAUCCGCAGGACUUGAACACUGUUCACUCAGACAUGUACACUCCCCCCAGCCAAGGAAGUGUGUCUCUAUCAGAAGCCAAUGACCUCAAAGCUCAAAUCGCAGCUCUUCGAGACAAGGUCCGGGAGCUGGAAGGAAAACCUGCCCUACCCACAGCCUCAAAGUAUCAGAUCCUUUAUCGAAUCGAGAAAGACGGCACCUAUCCAAGUGAUAAUCACGGCAUGGACGAUAGCGAUGAUGAAUUCAUCCCCAGGCCCAGGCAACCCGGGGCUAGGCCCAGCUCUCCAUGGAUGGGGAUUUAUUCCGACCCCCCUGAGCUCAUCCAUCGAAACAUGGGAGCACCAUAUCUGCGCUGCAAUGAUCCGUUGACCAACUUCGAGCUGUACCUCGCUCUCAACAGAGACAUAUCGUUUGUAGUUUUCCGGAACUACAAAAGAAGGUCCGAGCCGCAGUCACCGAAACAAAAGUAUGGCAAGCCAGAACCAUUCAGCGAGACUAUUUUUCCAGUUUCCGAAGAUCUCAAAGACGUGAUCGCAGGUUUCCUCAGAGGCAAAGAGUUUCGGUCCAUGUAUGGCGACUACCGGGAGACGGGAGAGGUCCAGUCGCCUUAUCUCUUCGUCUACCACAACCGGGGUGCUAGAGAAUUGGAGAUGAAACGAUGGCUGAGCUCUGAGGCGACAAGACAAUUUGACCUCUUCAUGGACUAUGUUCAAGAGGCUUGCGGCAAUGACUACGCUGCAGUAGACAUGCUUUUGGAGCAAGACAAAAUUCGCCCGGAGUACGUUCAAUACCUGUUCAAACCAAAUCAAGUCCUGGUUUCGAACCAAAACAAGGAGCAUAUCGGUUAUCUAGCUAGGGACUGGCCAUCUCGAAGCGUAGACAUCCGUGGCAGCAAUCCUUGUUGGUGGAUCAGUGUCCAGACCUGGGAAUUCGAUGGUGACUUCUAUGAAUCUAAGACUAGGCUCAGUUUUGAGAUGCCAAAGUCACAGCAUGCCAGGGAGAUGCCACCGUCGCUUGAAGCGGAUAAUUUGUCGGAUGAUUCUAGCCGUCUACACCACAGUGACUCAGACGCGGAAUGUUCUAUCACGGACCUUGCGGUAUACCCAAUCAAGUAUGCCCCUGAUGAUCUUUUCCGGAAGCUUCAGCGCCGUGGGGAGAUUUUCUGGACAUUCCGCACACAGAAGUACGUGUCAUAUCAGGCGACCGAGGAAGAGAAUUUCCAAACCAUGGCCGACGACCGAUACAUCAUCGACAUGAAGACAUACAAAAGACUGCAUCCAGACUCGACCGGGUAUUUGGAUCCUGACCCACACAGAAAGACACUGGAUGAACGAGUCAUGGCCAGAGAGCAACCCCCACAAGAGCCUUUCGGCAUGUUGAUGCCUCCGAGGGUGACUGGCUUCAACCUCCGGCGUAAGAAAUGGUUCGAUCUCUCAGUCGACCACGUCUCGCAGGUCGAGUGGAACAAAGACGCCUUCGAGAGUCUAGCCAUCGACUCUAAAUCCAGAGACCUUAUCGAAGCACUGGUGACCAAUCACGUCGAGCCUGAAUACUCUGCCGAUCUGAUCGCCGGCAAAGGAAACGGACUUAUCUUGCUUCUGCACGGCGGGCCAGGAACAGGCAAAACACUGACUGCAGAGAGUGUGGCUGAAAUAGCAGAGAGGCCUCUCUAUCGAGUUACAUGCGGCGACGUCGGCAUCAAGCCAGAGGAGGUGGAGAAGUACCUCGAGUCCGUGCUACACCUGGGCAAGAUCUGGAACUGCGUAGUCCUGCUAGAUGAAGCAGAUGUUUUCCUCGAGCAGCGCGGUCUGGAAGAUCUGAACCGGAAUGCGCUCGUAUCGGCGUUCCUCCGCGUGGUGGAGUAUUUCGAGGGAAUCCUGAUCUUGACCACCAACCGGGUGGGUACCUUCGACGAAGCGUUCAAGUCGCGUAUCCAGCUGGCACUGCACUAUCCACCCCUUGGCGAGGAGCAGAGACGAAUAAUCUGGAGAAGUUUCAUCAAGCGGCUGGAUGGAUUUGAUGAAUAUGCUGUUGAUGUUGAAAAUCUUAUGGGGAGCUUGGAUGUGCUUCAGAAGGUGAAACUGAAUGGUCGGCAAAUUCGGAAUGCCGUUACGACUGCUCGUCAGUACGCGAAGUGGAAAAGGGAGGUCCUCACGUAUGAUCACCUCAAGGAUGUGAUUGAGGUGUCUGCGAGGUUCGAUGACUACUUGGAGGACAUUCACCGCGGUGGUCUCAUGCAGAUUUGA